Candidula unifasciata is the source of this 540-nucleotide messenger RNA. The record is from the annotation of a GenBank genome assembly. Lineage: Eukaryota; Metazoa; Mollusca; Gastropoda; Stylommatophora; Geomitridae.
AUGGGGAAUUUUGGUAGUCUGCUCAAGCGCUGGCUGGGAAAGAAGGAGAUGCGUAUUCUGAUGGUUGGUCUUGAUGCUGCUGGAAAGACCACAAUCCUGUAUAAACUGAAGUUGGGAGAGAUUGUCACAACAAUUCCUACAAUAGGCUUCAAUGUGGAGACGGUGGAAUACAAGAAUAUAAGCUUCACCGUGUGGGAUGUGGGUGGCCAAGACAAAAUUCGGCCCUUAUGGAGACAUUACUUUCAGAAUACUCAAGGUCUGAUAUUUGUUGUAGAUAGCAAUGAUAGGGAAAGAGUGGGGGAAGCCCGGGAGGAACUCAAUCGGAUGUUAAUCGAGGAUGAACUGAGGGAUGCAAAACUGUUAGUUUUUGCUAACAAACAGGAUUUACCAAAUGCGAUGAAUGCUGCCGAAAUCACAGACAAAUUAGGACUACACAGCUUGAGAAACCGGGCUUGGUAUAUACAGGCCACCUGUGCCACAAGUGGAGAUGGACUGUAUGAAGGCCUUGACUGGUUAUCCGCAAAUGUUAAGAAUAAAUAG